AGUAGUAGGUUUGCUGGCCUAAUAAUGGAGCUAAUUGUACCGUUGAAAAAGCUAGCUUCUUUCUUUUUUCACACAUACCAGCAAUUUCCAAACAAGUGCUCGCUCUUUUCCUGUCCAUACUAUACUAUAAUUCAAAAAACAUUAGACAAACAAACAGACAAGGCAACAGACCAUGGAGCUGGAGGAUUAGGAGCGGUGGUUGGACCUCAAUUUUCAAAUGGCAGGAGCGUGGCUUCCUCUGCACUAAUGCCCCUCCACUUCCUAUAAUAAUGGAGCAUAGGUCGUUGGAUGUUCCCCAUCUCCCUGCUGCUGCUGCUGCUGGUUCCUCCUCUUGUUGGGUUUUCUUUGCUUCUGCGAGGCCUCUCAAACCUCGCAGGAACAAAGAAACCCAUCCCCAGCAGCUGAAAGAAAGACAUAUCGUAUCAUAAAACAUUACAAUUACAGAUAUCAAUCAUGGGUGGACUCCAGUCCUCUGUUAGAGCCAAGAGGCUUUGGAAUGUUCUCAAGGUAGCGCUUAUUCUAAUGGCAAGAAAGGGUCUGAUCUCAAAGAGAAGGUUCAUCAUGGACAUGAAUUUGAUGCUGAAGAGAGGUAAGCUGUUCAGAAAAUCUUUCACCAGCUACUUCAUGUUCCAUCACCACCACCAUGGCUCCAGUGUCGGAGAUAUGACGUGUGGCGGUUUCGGCAUACAGGACUACGAGUUUUCCUGCAGCAACACUCCCAUUAAUCCUGUUUUUUCCCACAUGUCAAAGCGCAGCGCCAAAUACCAUGCUUACUUCCCCUGUAUCAACCUAACAAAGCAAGAAGAAGAAGAAGAAGAAGAAGAAGGUUCAGACCCAGAAGCCAGGGCGGCGAUUACUUUACUACCCAUGACUCCUGAGAACACAGUAAAUCACUUGCAGUAUAAUGCUUUAAGUCCUGCAAUGGAGGGGGCAAGCCCACUCGUUUCCCCGUUCAACGUACGGAUAUCCAACUAUUCGUCUGAGGAAGAAAAUGAAAUUAGCAGUGAAAGUGGACAAGUGGAUAAUCAGGCUGAGGAAUUCAUCAGAAGGUUCUAUGAACAGCUGAGGACACAACGACGCCUGCAACUACUGCAAUAUAGUUAAUUUAAGCUAAUUCAUUCCCCUUGCUGUUGUGUGGUUUGAAGAAAUUCUACAUGUUAUUCUUUCAUCAGUUAUGACAAUAUAAUAAAUCUGUGUAUGGAAAAGGAAAAAAGACAGAAGAGGUUGUUUAUGUGUACAACUGAAUGCACUAAGCUAUGCAUAGAAAUCGAUACAAGAGCCUAAUAUGUUUCUCUA
This is a messenger RNA of Cucurbita pepo subsp. pepo (vegetable marrow), 1296 nucleotides long. RefSeq lists its product as uncharacterized. The record is from RefSeq and is a predicted model, not a curated record. NCBI's taxonomy places the organism in Eukaryota, Viridiplantae, Streptophyta, Magnoliopsida, Cucurbitales, Cucurbitaceae.